Molecule: messenger RNA, 797 nt
Organism: Frankliniella occidentalis (western flower thrips)
Lineage: Eukaryota; Metazoa; Arthropoda; Insecta; Thysanoptera; Thripidae
Product: somatomedin-B and thrombospondin type-1 domain-containing protein-like
Source: RefSeq, a predicted model, not a curated record
GUCCAGUCAGUCUGUGCGUGGCUGGGCGAGUAGUCGUUGCUCCUCCGGGUCGGCAAGCGCGUCGUGCUUCGCCCUCUCUCCGUGCCGCGCCUUCCGUGUCGUACUACAUCCGACCCCGCAGAGAGCCGACCCACCCCCGCGACGACAGUCAGGCCCGCCGCAGCCGGCGCGAGUCGUGCGUUGGACCGAGAGAAGGAUUCGCGAGAGGCGCGCCAGGACUAUCGCGAGUGAUUUGUUGUUGUGGUGUUCCGUUUGUGGAGGAUUUGACGACAGUGAUCUGAAAAAAAGGAAUUCCAGAUUCUGGAGAGGUGCGCCGUGGGUCAUCUUUAAGGAUUCAGAAGUCGCUGUAAACAACCUACGGACCAUGUGGACUGUGGUGGUGGCGCUGUCGCUGGCGCUGGCGUGCGUGCUGCAGCCCGGCGCGCAGGCGGGCAGCUGCCGCGAGUCCAAGCUCUGCUGCCCGGGCCGCGACUCGUCGUGCGUCGUGCAGAAGGCGCCCAUCAACGCCAUCAUCGAGGAUCUGAGCGACAAGCCGUGCUACUGCGACCACGCCUGCCUCAAGCUCGGCGACUGCUGCAGCGACUUCAAGGACGCGUGCGGAGUGGUGGACUGCCGCAUGUCGGCGUGGGGCGCGUGGUCCGAGUGCGACGCCGAGUGCGGCGCUGGCCGGAUGACGCGCACCCGGACCGUGGAGCGGCCGCCCCUCAACGGAGGCAAGCACUGCUCCGCGCUGGUGCAGAAGCGCGCCUGCAUGGGCCAGCGCUGCCCGCGCGACCAGCGCCAGGCCGCGCUCAGAG